GCCAGUGUCACCUGACCUGUUCAGGUGACGGAUGGGAUUACCUAACCGUUUGCUCACCAGACAGCACGGUAGGCCUUCUGUUUACAUUUGAUUUAGGAAGAGACAACAAAUGCGUCACUAAAGCCUCUGGCAUGGACUUCCAUCUCAUGUAUUUAUCCUUCCAUAAUUUUGGUUCAUUUUCCUCACGUUAUGUUCACACAGUCGAAUUACUGAGAGAAAAAGGAGUUUUCUUAAUGACACACCGUGAUUAUGCACGCCUCCCUUUUGGAUACCAAAGGUGACCCACCCACUUGACAAACACAGUUAAACUCCCAACUCUAGGGACACCUGCUGGACGAUGUGCGCCCUUUGCUCACCUAUUAUUUCAAACUAUGCAGUAUGCGUUCAGGUGGUUGUUAAUCUAUAACAGUUCAUACACUCUUACGCUCACUACACUGCUUUUCCAAACAUGGGUCACAUAAUAAAUGGCAUUGCUUUGCGAACAGGAAGAAUCUCGUUAACGUUUAGGGGUGUGUUCUUCUGUACAGUGGCGCUCAGCUGACUGCUGCAUGGAUACAGAAGCGAUUAUUACAUCCGUGUGCCAUCUGUCUCCAGACAGUAGACACAAACUCUGCAGAACUAAGACUUCUUGAUCCACCUCACAGGUGGUUUAACGCUGGAGCUCUGGUUUAUGAAUCUACUGUGCUGCCUGUGAGGAGGUGGAGGACAGGGAGAGAGAGGCAUCAUGAUAGACCUGAGCCACCUCACGGACGAGGAACAGGAGAGGAUCCUGAAGGUGCUGAACAGAGACACAGAGCUCAAGAGACACGAGGAGGAGAGGGUCAGCAAUCUGCAGAAAUUACUGGAUCGGGGCAAGCAAUCGGAAACCAAACUCAAGUACCUCACAGGAGAAUGGUUUUAUGAGGCAAAGUCUCGGAGACACAAAGACAGGAUUCACGGGUCCGAAAUCAUACUGGCAUCCAUGAAACAGAGGAGAAAAAGCAACGUAGAUUUGACCCUGUCUACGGCAGAGGCCUCAGUAAAGCCCAGCUUAUCCAGUCCAAGAGUUUCUCACAGCCUAGCCCCCCCACCAAAACCUGCCAGACUCUUAGAUACACCCCUUCUUGUGAAGAAGAGAGUUCUGGAUGCAGAGAGCAACCAAACCCAGGCAGCAUCCCAGUCGCCAGGAAGGCCGAGACGCAACCCCUUUAAUCGUGCUUCCUUUAUUGUUGUGGAACCGAAUGAAAAGACGGAAGAACCUAUCGUCACUGGGGACCAGAGGGCUCAGAAGUCACCUGACACAGAACCCAUGGCUCCCUUGAAGGAUCCAACUGCAUGUCACUCGACACCAGGGGGCUCUCUCAGCUCUGAAGCGUCUUCUACAGGUGUCAGACCUGUGCCCAAGAUGAGAACAUUUGCCUCUAGGCGUAGCAGCACUUUGUCUAACAAUGCUCCUGGGCACGACCUUCCCGGAGACACAAAGGUCAUGGUCCCGGCACCAAGGUUGAGCCUCAAAUAUGCUUCCCAGAGCGUUGUGGCGAGCCCCUCCAGUGACAGAAGCGUGGAAUCACCUGCUCAGGGAACUGAAGCGUCUCAGGUGUCUCGGUUUUCCCCUCAUGUUGUUGCUGCUAAGUGUCUUCAGCGUCCCACUGAGGAGCUCCGUAAAGAGGAGCCAGCUGAAGAUUUGACAAAGAACAUUCCUUCUGUAACACCGGAAACUAAUAUCGCAAGCACCAAGCGUGAUGGGCCGAAUGCCAUCGGAAGAGUCAGCCCGAAAAAGACCAGGGAUGCAAAGCCAAAGGAAUAUGGGGACUCCCUCACUACCUCUCUGUCUACAAAUGAAACAAAGGAACCAGAGAGGUGGAAAGUCAGCAACGGUGGAUCAUCCAGUGCUUCAGCACCUAGAGAUGAAGAUCUAAGCAUGACGCAAAGCGUUGUGGAUCAACCUGUACGCUAUGACCUCAAUUUAAUUGAGAAGGCUUAUCAGCACACGGCUCCGUCGUCCGUUCCAAAGCCCAAAUUAUCCCAUCAGAUCUCCACUGCCAGUGAGGGGGAGGAGGGCUCCAUAGCCAAGGUCCUGGAGUGGUUCAGCCGCAGUACGGACAGCAAUGAUUGGCUGGACAUAGAGGACAGCCAACCCACCGUGAUUAACCUGGACAGGAAGGAGGAUGUCAAGGUAAAAGGAACCCUUGAAGACAGAAUGAGGGAUGAUCAUGGAUCUCACGUAGUCGAGAUGAAGAAAGAUCACUUAGUCAAGGAGUCAAAUGAAGUGAAGGAGAAUAUGGAAAAGAAAAGGGAGUCGAGAGUGGUGCGAGAAGAUGUGGAGAAGAAUGCAAGGCAAGAAGCAAAGGCGCUGAGCAUCGAGGACAAGGGAGAUGGAAAUUUGGCAGGCAAAAUAUCUAAUGCCAAGUUACCAGGUCCCAAAAUCCUCAAUAUCAUAUCAGACCGAGCGAUCAGUGACAAACGGCAGAAACCUGAAAUCCUCCAAAUGGAUGAACUGAGGCAAAAAGAAACAAAUGAUCAAAUAGUUGAACAUUUGGCUUCUGCCCCUGAGAGAGUAAAAUAUAAUAAAAGCACUUUCAAAGACAAAACGAAACAGACACCCACAUCUAACAGCCAAGGAGAGACAGAUUUCCUCACAAGUAGUGGGCAUAACAUCCAAACAGAGGAUAUUAAACACAAACAGCCAGAUCAAACAAAUAAGAAAGAUACCUCCAUCCAUCCCGAACCUCUGAUUUAUCCUUCACUCACAAACCAUAGAAAUAAGCCCAAUAACACUAAAAAGGAUCGGCCUAAUUAUGCAGCAGAUCUUUUAAUAUUACAAACAAACCCCGAAGUCCUCGACAGACGAGGUUCAGACAAUGACCUGCAGUCUGCUCUGAAAGCCUCUCAAUACAGAGCAAGCCCCCUACCAGACAAACCGUUAUUGACGUUAUUAUCAUCCUCUAUAACAACCCCACAGGAGGAUGAGUUCCUCAAGGCUCCACUAGAGACAACCCUGCAAAUGAAGGACAUUCCAGACCAUGACAAACUCCGUCAGGCGAUUCCCAGCCCGUCAAUGGAUUACAAGCGGAGUGGAGGCAAUGCGCUUUCAACCACUAAGCCGCAAACGAAGAGUCAUGGAAAUGAAGACACAAAAAGCAAAGUAAUUGAAGAUGGAGCUGUGAAAACAGGCAUGGCUCCUAAAAAAGACUUUAUGCAGAAUAGAGUCACUUCAAGACUCCCGCUCGGACGUCAGGAAAGCAAAGUAGAGAGGAUAAGGGAGCUUAAGUCAUUAUGGGAGAAGGAAAUGAACAAACAAGUGUUGUUGAAUGUUAAAUCCAAAGAUGGAGGUGAUGGCAAAAUGAUCUCUACUUCAAAUCUUUCUAAAUCUAAAAGAUUUUCAAAGUCUGAAUAUAACCUAAGGUCAAUGGGCAAGGAUACAGACAAUGACCUAGAAGAUUCCAAUGGGAAUAUGCUGAAUUUUACACAGAGACAGGAAACAUCAACCCCAAGUCUUGGCACAAAUAGCUCACAAUUUAACAAUCUCCGUGAAUUUUGGGGUAGUUCCAAUUUUAGUCGUAGGGGCUCGUUUAUGGCUGAAAAGGCCAAUACCCACAAAAAUAAAGAAAUCUUAGAUUCACAGUCCCUGAGUUCAGAGUUGCAGCCUUCUGCUGUCACAGAGAAGAGCAGCUUUAGACCAGCCCCACCUGCACAAUCAGGUCAGCCCAAAGACAACCGGAUUGAAUUGAAGGAAAAUCCUAGAGAGGAGGAAACCUCAACCAAGCUGCAAAGCAACGUUGGAAAGAAGAUACAGUCUCCCAAGGCGAGGACCGACAGUUUCGGCAACAUAAGCAGCCGUACAAGUGCCAUGCGCCGUUCCACCAGCAUGUUCUCGCUGAAUGUCAGCAAAGAACAAGACUGUGGUAAAAAGUCUCAAGAAGGAGUAAUGAGACAGAGUGCUGAUAAGUCUCAACACAGAAGGCAAAGCGACGGCAGAGUCUCAAGUACCCGGAGACCGUCGGUUAAUUCCGAAUCUCAAGCAUUGCGGGCUCGUGCGUUUGUUCCGCGAGACUAUCGGCAUUACCUCGGCAUGACCGAGAAGUCCAGCGUCCAUAACUCCCUUGCCCCGGUUGUGAGCGAACAGGGGUCAGACGGCAAGGCCUAUGACUUUGACCUGUGUGGUCCGGCAAGAGAGACUUCCCCGGUGGGCUCAGAGGAGCGUUAUGGCAGGACGGGAGGCAAAGCAUCCCAGCGGGUGAAUAACAGCAGUUCAGACACAGGAAGAGAAUCGUCUUUAAGCAGCACAGCAUCAGAAACCCGGAGCAACUCAAGGACCAGUUCCAAUUGGGAGAACGACAGCGAGGACCAAAACCCUGUGAAGAGAGCUCUCAGACGAGCUGAACUUAAAAAUAAGACCAAGAGCUUGGAGGACAUAACAUCAUUUGGCUCUUCUACAUGGCAAGAACGAAGACCAGAUCCAAGUGAUAUGAGACGAAGCAAGAAUGCCACAUCCGUCUCAACUGCUUCCACGGCCUCAUUCUCCGAUCCAGAUCAUAUGAAAAACAUGAGCAAAUCAGUGCCCUCUUUUCUCCAGAAGGAGCGGAGUGGCAGUGUGAUGACCAUGUACAGCGGGGACUUUGGCAAUGUGGACGUCACUGGAAACAUCCAGUUCUCCAUCAACUAUGUCCAGAAGCUCACAGAGUUCCACAUCUUUGUGGCGCAGUGCCAAGGACUGGCGGCUGUUGAUCCAAAAAGGGGCCGUUCCGACCCAUACGUGAAAAGUUAUCUUGUCCCGGACAAAGCCAGUCUCGGGAAGAGGAAGACUGCGGUGAAAAAGAAGACACUCAACCCGACGUUCAAUGAAAUCCUGAGGUAUCGGGUUCACAAGGAGUAUCUGAGGACCCAGACGCUCAUUCUUUCAGUGUGGCAUCAUGAUACGUUUGGCAAGAACAGCUUCCUGGGUGAGGUAGACCUGGACCUAUCUACCUGGGACUUCGACCACACCCAGAUGAACUACUUGGACCUCAGAGCCCGGAUGCCGUCCAGUGUGACGCCUUCUGACAACAGAGGCGAGAUGAGACUGGCAAUACGAUUUCUCCCACAAGUGACAACCAGUAAGGCUGUGAUGAUGCACGGCCCACCCACGGGUGAAAUACACAUAUGGGUGAAAGAGUGCAACAACCUUCCUCUGAUCCGAGCCACUAUGGAUCCUUAUGUUAAAUGCUUUGUGCUGCCGGACACAAGUCGGAAAGGCCGUCAGAAGACGCGGGUAUUGCGCAGAACGACAAAUCCGAUCUUUAACCACACAAUGGUCUACGACGGCAUCAAACAAGCAGACCUGACGGAAGCCUGUGUUGAACUGACAGUCUGGGACCGCGACAGGCUGGCUAGCAAUCUGCUUGGGGGCUUAAGACUAGGCCUUGGCACAGGCAGAAGCUAUGGUGUGGUGGUGAACUGGAUGGAUUCGAGUCUGUGUGAGCUGAGGCUGUGGGAGCGAAUGAUGGCUUCCCCCAAUGAGUGGGUGGAGGAGUUGCUCCCUUUAAGGAGGCUGACCUCCGCCAAAACAGCACUGAAAUGAGAAGCCGUUAUGCCUUGUUAAGAGAAGAUCUCCUCUAAGAUAAAGCCGGUUUAGAGAAUAAUACAGUUAUGGCAUUGACAUUUUUACAUUUAGGGCAUUUAGCAGACGCUUUUAUCAAAGUGCCUUGGCAGGGUAAACCGUGCAAGGUGACAGCCAGCUCGUCCAAAGUAGUCACAGUACAAUAACCCAUUCCAUAUGACAUAAUAUAAUUAUUUAAUUGUCUCUGAUUUAUUUUUUUGGAAUAUUUACCACAAGUGUAAGUAAAGAGUUUCAAUUAUAUAUACACACCUGUGAUUUAUUUUUACUGAGCAAAGACAAUGCAGUUUAUGUCAAUAGAAAAUGCUCAAGUGGCCCAAUUGUAGUCAUUGGGCUUAUUUCACGCUAAUAGAUAUAACACAGUAGAGGGUUGUGCAAAGUGAUCAAACGCUAUCAUCAAAUAAGAGCAAAAAACUUUAUUUGAUUGUCAUUGUUUGAAUCCCCAUCAAUGCAUUUUAAAACCUCAAUAAUAAAAAAUAUAGACCAUUUUUCUCACACACUAUACACCAGAUUUAUGUACUAUAUUUGUAUGUUAAUGAUUGUUUUCCGGUAUGCCUCCAAAACGGCCUACAUCUGUAUAGUACAACAACAAAAUAUUUAAUAAAAUCAUAUUAAUCUCC
This is a messenger RNA of Gadus macrocephalus (Pacific cod), 6195 nucleotides long. RefSeq names its product synaptotagmin-like 2b (gene sytl2b). Gene Ontology annotation, biological process: exocytosis; intracellular protein transport. Gene Ontology annotation, molecular function: neurexin family protein binding; small GTPase binding. The transcript has 19 exons. Gene Ontology annotation, cellular component: exocytic vesicle; plasma membrane. NCBI's taxonomy places the organism in Eukaryota, Metazoa, Chordata, Actinopteri, Gadiformes, Gadidae. The coding region runs from base 725 to 5539 and encodes 1604 amino acids. The record is from RefSeq and is a predicted model, not a curated record.